Messenger RNA from Myotis myotis, 1767 nucleotides. RefSeq names its product serine protease 46-like. Lineage: Eukaryota; Metazoa; Chordata; Mammalia; Chiroptera; Vespertilionidae. The coding region runs from base 704 to 1696 and encodes 330 amino acids. Gene Ontology annotation, biological process: proteolysis. Gene Ontology annotation, molecular function: serine-type endopeptidase activity. The transcript has 5 exons. The record is from RefSeq and is a predicted model, not a curated record.
CUGGGGAUGGGGUGGGCAGUGUGAGGAGCGUGGGAUCCUGGGAGGGGCCUCCGUGGAGUUGGGGGGAAGGCGCCCAGAGAUGUCAUUUCUUCUGUGGACUCAUGAAGACCCAGGUGUGCACGCUGCUUCCUCUCAGGAGGGACAGCAUUGAGCGUCUGCCCCCUGGUGGUCAGAGGAGCACCUGGCCUCCCUCCACCCAGUUGUUCUCCUGAAAAUGCAGAGCCUGGGAGAAAGGAAACCUCUAGAUCCAGCUCAGCCACCCACAUCAGGAGUGAGCCAUCCCCUUCUCCAUGCCUCACUUCUGGGGGGUGUGUGUGUGUGUGUCUUGAAGGCGCUGGGACUGGGCACGAGGGGUGCGUUAUAGGCCGGGCACCAUUACAAGCCAGGUACCUGGUGCUGUCACAGGCUCGGAUGGGCACAUGGGGGUACUGUCAAGGCCCAGGCUGAGCCCAGGAGGCCCUGUCCCAGGCCAGACGCCAGCACUGCCCCAGGCUCAGGUCAGGCCCAGGAGCACCAUUCUAGGGAGGCACCUGGCAGUAGUGUCACAUCGUGCCUGGGCGGGGCCUCGCCAAGACCACACCGGCUCCUUUUAUGUGAGCGUCCUGAUGCUGCCCAGCUGGGGGAGCCCCAGCCUUGGAGCAGAGGCCCCCCUGGCUACCCUGAGUAAACAAACCAUGAGUUCUAGAAUCCCUGCACGUUGGAGAUGCCUGUCCCCAGAUCCACGAUGGGGGCCAGCGGCGCCGGGCACCAGCUGUCCAUGGCGUGCGGGCUGGGAGACCUUCACGGCCUCUCAUCUCCAUUAUCUUUUGCCAGAAUUGGGAACCCACUCAUAGUGGAAGAGCCCUGGUUCUGGGGCUGUGGUCAGACCAACCUGUCCUGCAAGAUGGUGAAGGGGAAGCUGGUGGAGGCAGGCAAGUGGCCGUGGCAGGUGAGCAUCCUGUUCAUGGGCAUGUACAUCUGCAGUGGCUCCAUCAUCCACCACCAGUGGGUCCUCACGGCCGCGCACUGCCUGGAGAGGUCCCUGGAUGCCAGCAAAUACUCGGUGAUUGUGGGAGCCCAGCACCUCCCAGCAAAUGGCACUCAGCUCCCCCUCGUUCGACUGGUGACUCACGAGAAUUUCAAGGACCUCAUCUCCGAUGACAUUGCCCUCCUGAAGCUCAAGGACCCCAUCCUCUGGUCACCCUUUGUCCAGCCCAUCUGCCUCCCGACCACCAAGCUCGUGCCACCUAUUGGAGCCUCAUGCUGGGCCAUUGUGUGGGGACGGCCAUCCGUGAAAGUGCCCCCAAGGCCCCCCUACAGUCUUCAGGAAGUUUCUGUCAAGAUAAUAAAAAGUGAGAUCUGCAAUCAGCAGUAUCAGUUCCUCUUCUUGAAGGGCCAGAAGAAGUUCAUCGGGAAAGAUAUGCUGUGUGCCAGCUUAGAAUGGGGCGUAGACUCUUGUCAGGUUAACUCUGGCAGCUCCCUGGUCUGCCAAGUGAACAAGACGUGGGUCCAGAUGGGGGUAGAGAGCUGGAGCUUCAGCUGUAAGCAGCACCACUUCCCCAACAUCUACACCGGCACCUCCCACUUCACCCAAUGGAUCAAGCAGCAGAUCACGGACGUCAAGUUCAUCAGCAGGGCCCACCCUGCCUUCCUGAGCCCCGCCUUGUGCACUGGCUACAUCCUGCUGGUCUCCUUGGGCUCCCUGUGGCUCCUGUGAGCAGCGUUUCCAGGGGUCAUUCUGGGAGCUGGAGCCGAGGCUGCUUCUCCCUGCCCUCUGCCCGCCCUCAG